Messenger RNA from Rhododendron vialii, 3194 nucleotides. RefSeq names its product receptor kinase-like protein Xa21. Gene Ontology annotation, molecular function: ATP binding; protein binding; protein kinase activity. NCBI's taxonomy places the organism in Eukaryota, Viridiplantae, Streptophyta, Magnoliopsida, Ericales, Ericaceae. Bases 306 to 2822 code for a protein of 838 amino acids. The transcript has 3 exons. Gene Ontology annotation, biological process: protein phosphorylation. The record is from RefSeq and is a predicted model, not a curated record.
AAUGUGGUCGUCGACAUAAACGAGUCACCGUUAUAGACCUCACGUCCAGCAGUCUAACUGGCUCUUUGUCUCCUUAUGUCGGAAACCUCAGCUUUCUACGGGAGCUUUCGCUCUCAAACAACACUUUUACAGGUGAAAUUUCAACUAAAGUCGGUAAUCUUUUCAGAUUAGAGAAACUGAAUCUGAGCUUUAACGGGUUCGAAGGAACAAUUCCACCAAGCCUAUCUCGUUGCUCCAAUCUCAGGUACAUUAGUGUAGGAGAAAACAAGCUAGUUGGAGAGUUCCCUAAAGAACUUGCUUAUUCAAUGCCAAGACUCGUAGCACUCUACAUUAGUAUUAACAAUUUGACCGGAGGGAUUCCUCCGUGGAUUGGGAAUCUUACUUCUCUGGUAAACUUCAGUGCCUCUGGCAAUCCGUUGGGAGGAAGUAUUCCGAAUGCUUUGGGUAAAUUGAAAAAUCUUAGGGGGUUAGCGCUGGGUACCACUCAAAUUUCAGGUAUCAUCCCUCCUUCCUUAUACAACCUAUCAUUGCUACAUACAUUAUCUAUGGCUAAUAAUCGACUUCAAGGAAGUCUUCCAUCGACAUUCAUGUUCCCUCACCUUCAGUUCCUUCAGCUCUACCUUAAUCAACUUAAUGGUCCCGUUCCGCUUUCUUUAUCCAACUCUUCGCAGUUGGUACGGCUCGAAUUGGGGGAUAACAAUUUCAAUGGAAAAGUAACAAAUGAUUUCGGAAGCCUACAAAACCUCCGUUGGAUUGGUCUAGAGAAUAACUAUUUUGAUACUAAGGGAACCGAUGGACUAGCCUUUUUCAGUUCUUUAACCAACUGUAGCAAUUUUAGAAUUAUAAGUAUGGCGUCUUGCCAAUUUGGAGGGGUAUUACCAGACUCUGUGGGCAAUAUGUCGAUCUAUCUCUCUUGGCUGACACUACAUGAAAAUCAAUUGUAUGGAUCUAUUCCUUCGACAAUAGGAAACCUUGUGAACCUAGAAACCUUAACUCUGCAUAAUAACCUAUUUACAGGCCGGAUUCCCGAUAGCAUAGGUUAUCUUCAUAAGUUGCGAAGGUUGGUAGUUUCGAACAACACUAUCUCAGGUGAAACCCCAGAGUCUAUUGGAAAUUUGUCCUUGCUGAAUGAACUUUUUCUGAAUGAAAAUAGACUAGAGGGGGCCAUACCCUCGAGUCUUGGCAACUGUCAGAAAUUGUUAUUGUUAACACUUUCUGGAAAUGACCUUAAUGGGAGCAUACCGAGAAAACUUUUUACAGUCUCUUCUCUGUCAAUUGCAUUGCAUCUAGGUCGCAACCAUUUGUCUGGAUCCUUGCCACGUGAGAUUGGAAACCUCACAAAUUUGAGAGAAAUCGAUAUCUCUGAGAACGGUUUAUCUGGUGAAAUUCCUAGCGCUCUUGGUAGCUGCAUUAGCCUUGAAAAUCUAUAUAUGCAGCGAAAUUUCCUUCAAGGGUCUAUUCCACUAGCAAUGGAAUCCAUGAGAGGUAUUCAAUAUUUGGACCUUUCUCACAACAACUUAUCUGGUAAAAUUCCUGCAUUCUUGGGGACAUUUGCCCUCAAGUAUCUCAAUUUAUCUUUCAACAAUUUUGAAGGAGAGUUACCAAUGAAGGGUGUUUUCACCAAUACAAGUGCAAUAUUAGUUGCCGGAAAUUAUAGGCUUUGUGGUGGCAUUUCCGGACUACGACUACCUCGGUGCACCACAAAGAAAUCGAGGAAAAAGAUGUCUCUUUCACGGACGUUAGGAAUCACAGUAGCUUCGGUACUCGUUGGAGUAAUUGCAGUAUCAUCUUUCAUCAUAUAUUUGUUCAAAAAGAAAAGAAAGACCAAACCUACAAUUUCAUUGUUGAAAGAUCCAUUCUUGAAAGCCUCUUAUGGAGAACUUCUCAAAGCAACUGAAGGUUUCUCUUCGACGAAUCUGCUUGGUUUUGGUAGUUUUGGUCGUGUAUAUAAAGGUGUUAUUGAACAAAACGGAGAGUUAGUUGUUGCGGUCAAAGUACUUGACCUUCAAACUCGUGGCGCUAUCAAGAGUUUCAUGGCAGAGUGCGAAGCCUUAAGGAAUAUUCGACACCGAAACCUAGUUUCGAUCAUAACUUCUUGUUCUAGCAUGGAUUUUCAAGGGAAUGAGUUUAAAGCUCUGGUUUACGAGUUCAUGCCGAAUGGAAGUCUAGAUAAUUGGUUGCAUCCAAUUCCGAGUUCAAAUAGUCAUGGGGGACAUGAGUUCGUGGGACUCAAUCUUCUGCAAAGAAUAGACAUUGCCAUUGAUGUGGCUUGUGCUCUCGAUUAUCUUCAUCACCAAUGCGAAAGGCCAAUUAUUCAUUGCGAUAUAAAGCCAAGUAAUAUCCUUCUUGACGGUGACAUGGUUGCUCAUGUUGGAGAUUUUGGUCUAGCUAGAUUUCGUGCAGAGUUCACCACUCCAAGUACAAGUAGUUCAACUGCAAUAAGGGGAACCAUUGGAUAUGCAGCUCCAGAGUAUGGACUAGGAAGCGAGAUGUCAACUAGUGGAGAUGUUUAUAGUUACGGGAUCUUGUUGUUGGAGAUGAUAACAAGGAAGAGACCUACUGACGUAAUGUUUGAGGGAGACCUUAACCUUCAUAACUUUACAAGGAUUGCCUUGCCUCAACAUAUAGUGGAGAUUGUAGACCCUAUGCUCUUAACCGAGGAGAGAAAUGGCAGCAAAAUGAUGGAGUAUCUUAUCUCCGUUAUAGAAAUAGGACUGGCAUGCUCUACAAAAUCCCCAAAAGACCGAAUGAGCAUUGAUAUCGUACUCCCUGAGCUUCAUCUGGUCAAGAACAAUAUUUUGAAGGCCAACAUGAAAAUUUAAACAAUGUUGAUAACUCGAGGUGUCUGAGCCAGCAUAUUGACACCUUGAAUAAUAUGAGGGGACCAAUCCCACUUCCAUUAGACAAUAUUGGAAGCAAGCAAGAAUCCAAUCACUUUGGCAACGUCCGCCAUGACCCUACAGAGUGGGUAUAUUAAACAAGAAUCAAUUUGAUUUAUGGUGUAACCAAAUAAUGCUUUCAUCGUAAACUUGAUGAAUUACUUAUGUGCCUAAGUAUAUGUCUUCCACUUCUCUUAACCUGUGGGGCACGCCUCAUUCAUAUUUGCUUACUUUUUUGAAUCCUAUCUGCGCAUUUACUGUACCAGCUUUUCAAUUUGAACCAAAAAGGCAAGUAUUGUACGUGCAUUGCUAUUC